GGGCAGUGAAGCGCACAUCUCUCUGAACUCCACGGUUCCUCUUGCGGAGAGAGUUCAGUCACUUUUGUCAUCCGCUGGUGAAGUUUCGAAACUUUGACCAAUUUAAGAUACAUUUCCUCAGUUUGGGAGCGCUGGCUAGGAGCAUUACAUUUUGUAGACAAUCUUGAUUUUGGUGGCAGUAAUACCGACCUAACCAUCUGUUAAACUUUCAUCUGUCACCCUUGCCAAACGAAGUUAUCAGGAUGAGCUUCUUGUUUGGCAGUCGGUCAUCUAAGACCUUCAAGCCCAAGAAGAAUAUUCCAGAAGGCUCCCACCAGUAUGAGCUGCUGAAGCACGCGGAGGCCACGCUGGGCAGCGGUAACCUGCGACAGGCCGUUAUGCUUCCCGAGGGAGAGGACCUCAACGAGUGGAUAGCAGUCAAUACUGUGGACUUCUUUAACCAGAUCAACAUGCUGUACGGCACCAUCACUGAGUUCUGCACGGAGACCAGCUGCUCAGUCAUGUCUGCUGGACCAAGAUAUGAGUACCACUGGGCUGAUGGCACCAACAUCAAGAAGCCCAUAAAAUGUUCAGCACCCAAGUACAUCGACUACCUGAUGACAUGGGUGCAAGACCAACUGGACGACGAGACUCUCUUCCCAUCCAAGAUUGGAGUGCCAUUCCCCAAGAACUUCAUGUCGGUGGCCAAGACCAUCCUGAAGCGGCUGUUCCGCGUCUACGCCCACAUCUACCACCAGCACUUUGACUCGGUCAUGCAGCUGCAGGAGGAGGCCCACCUCAACACCUCCUUCAAGCACUUCAUCUUCUUCGUGCAGGAGUUCACCCUGAUCGACCGCAGGGAGUUGGCGCCUCUGCAGGAUCUCAUCGAGAAGCUUUGCACAAAAGACAGAUAAAAAAAGAAAAGGAAAAAAAAAGAAAAACGCCAGGAGAAAAGGCACAUCAGAUACCACAUUCUCCCAGUCUUUGUUACAACGGCACCUCUUCCAGAGCUGUCCAUCUCCAUCUCUGAGAUCUUUAAUCUCUAGCAUUCUUCAUCCUGUCAUCCUUGUCAUGUCUGAGCCUCACUAGGUCAGACGUAGUAGUAAGUAGUCACAUGUUUGCUACAGCCUUCUCUCACACAAUUGAUGAAUCAUGAAAUAGGGACCUAAUGUGAAUGUUUGAAUUUAGGCCUCACACAAACACACACAGUGUUUUUACAUCAUUUUUGUUAAAGGGAUACUGUGAUGUGAGAUCAAAAUUGGAACAUUAAAAAGACAUUGCAAGUCAGUAGGUGUAGCCUAGCCCUGGAUCACUUUCCACUAUACAAACUGACCUGCCAGGUCAUUUUAAUGUGCAUUGAUUUUACACCACAGUAACCCAUUAAAUCAGUUUUAUGCAUCUUCACCUUUAUUGACAAUGUAUGCGUUACUUACAGUUGGGUUGUUUUGUUGUCGUUGUUGGUUUGCUUUUAACACCGCUGUUGGAGGCCUUGUUAUUUCCUAGAGCUUGCUUUUAAUUGCACACAUGUAAGAUGUCACUGAUCACCUUGUUUUUUUGUGUAAUUUGGAGAGAAUGUUGAAAAAGAAAUAGAUUUAGAGGGUAGGAAUAGUUUCCUAACUUAUAAUUUAACUUUUAAAAUGAAGUUUUGGCCAGACAGUUGUGUUUUUUUAAAUGGUUAUUUGAUAUCAUGGAAUUCUUUAGGUUUAUAUUGUACGUGUUUUUUUACUGUGACAUUUUCUUUUACAUUUCAGUCAACGUGUGUUAAAAGGGGCCACAAGAUGUCUUUUUAAAAAUGUAAUGUUUAUUUUUGUUUUAUUCGUGCGGGCACAAUGAAAAUAUCAGUAUCCACAUGUAUGUAGUAGUAGAAGUUGUCCAUUUUUCUGCUUAACAGUUGAUCAUGAUAAUGUUCAUAGUGGUAGGGGCAGCUUUCGUAAAGGGACAUGCAGGCACUUGCUUUUGGCACAUUGUAUUACCAGUCCCCUGAACUGAACUUUUGCUGAAGUGUUGGCAAGACCUUUGUCUCUUUAUUUCGUGGCGAUUUCUCAAUCCCGUGUCAGAUGUAUACCCGAGAGCUAUCUGGAUGUAGGGUGCUCCUGCAGCCUUUAGGGCAGUCCUUGUGUUUUCACUGGUUAUUAAGUCCUUCAUGUCAUAGCAACAUUACUCCUGUUAUUAUUCCUGAGGGGACCCAUGGCCUUCAUUCCACUCCAUCUUACCUCAGCUCUCUCAAUGCAAUCAUUCUGAAAUACUUUUUCAUCUUUGCUGUCAAAGUCAGUCAGCAUGUGCUUUUAUUCAACAGUCUGACAUGCUGUCAUUUUUUUUUUUUUUUCGUAAUGGCGCACAAACCACCAUAGUGUCAAGGGCCAAUGUGUUUUAUUUUCUCGAAAGGGUCAGCUUUCAAGGCAACUGAUGUUUGGCAUCCAUGGUCAGCUAUUGACCUCCUGGAUGUUAAAGGUGUGUGAGGUGUGCUGUGCUCUGUUCGUCUUUGAGCCAGUGGUUGGAAGGACUCCUCUUCCUAUGCCAAAAUAAGCGAAUUUUCCCAUGAAUGUUUUGCCUUGAUGCAGUGUUUCCCCCAGAAUUUGUGUUAGCCAUGGUGGUGGGAUGUUAAGAGUAUAUAUUUUUGGCCAAGCAACUUUUAGAAAUGACAGUCACAACAUGAAAACUUAUAUUUUCAGGGGACCUAGUCAAGGUGGUAGGUGUUUCUUGUCAAGGUAAUGAAGCCUUAGCAGUAAAGUGCUGGGGGGAACCCUGUGAUGCCAGCUGGUAUUUCCAUCUAUGCAAUUCUGAUCCCCACAAUCAGUCAAAGCAAAGGGAACACUGUGAUAACGAGUCAGUGAUCAAAGGCAAUAAGUGUUGAGAGGAAGUUGCUUUAUUUCUGUGUCAAGUGCAACUUUGUUCAUCAGAGAGACAAUUUAAACAGUGCCUUAAAUAGACCACGUAUUGACUGAUAAGUAGUUUUUCGUUUUCUUUUUUUUAGUAUUAUUUUCAUUUUGUGUUAUAGUGGAUUUUAAAAUAAAGUCAGAUAAAUGUC
This is a messenger RNA of Engraulis encrasicolus (European anchovy), 3007 nucleotides long. Its product is annotated as MOB kinase activator 1A-like. The record is from RefSeq and is a predicted model, not a curated record. Gene Ontology annotation, biological process: positive regulation of protein phosphorylation; hippo signaling. Bases 243 to 893 code for a protein of 216 amino acids. The transcript is spliced from 6 exons. Gene Ontology annotation, cellular component: nucleus; cytoplasm. Gene Ontology annotation, molecular function: protein kinase activator activity. NCBI's taxonomy places the organism in Eukaryota, Metazoa, Chordata, Actinopteri, Clupeiformes, Engraulidae.